Molecule: messenger RNA, 1341 nt
Organism: Didymodactylos carnosus
Lineage: Eukaryota; Metazoa; Rotifera; Eurotatoria; Philodinida; Philodinidae
Source: the annotation of a GenBank genome assembly
AUGUUCGGUAACAAACCGUUCGGUGCCGAUCAGCGAUUCCAAGUUUGGGAUUGUUGCAUGCCCAGUCAAGAUAUGUUGUCAGUUUUCAUUCGUUUCGUAGAUGAUGAAUUGAAACCAGUUGAGAGAUUUGUAUCAAUUAAAGAAACACUAGCUAAAACUGGCGGUGCACUUUCCAGUCACAUUCUUAGUGUUCUAGAAGAAAAUGGACUUGAUAAUUCAAAAUUAAUUAGUCAAAAUUAUGAUUACGCGAAAAAUAUGUCAGGUGAAAUGAAAGGAGCACAAAAUCAAAUAUCUAUGAGGCUGAAAAGAAACAUUGUUUAUAUACCGUGUGCUGUUCAUAGAAACAAUACCGUUGUGAAGCAUGCAAGUGAAGAGAAUACUGAUAUUGUUACCCUAUUAGGAAGAAUACAAUCUAUUUAUAAUUUUUUCAUGUGCAGUAGUAAAUGUUUCACAAAACAGCUCAAAUCAACCUCAACAACAAGAUGGAAUGCAAAAUACGAAAGUGUGAGAGUCGUGUUAGAAUCAUUUAAUGAAAUUGUUGAAGCUCUAAACGAAAUAGGUGAAGCAAAAGAUGAUUUUGAUAAUGACUCAAGAAAAGAAGCAAAAUCAAUUGCAAAUAACAUUCAGACUGAUAGUUUCAUUGUUUACUUAAUAUUUAUGAAAAAUCUCUUAGCAGCAACGAAUGCACUUAAUUCAGAAUUGCAAAAAGAUGAUUUAAAUAUUAUAACUGCAAUUGAAAUUCUGGCUAAGACUGUGGAUAUGUUGACAAAAGACAGAAACAAUGAUGAAUGUUUAAAAAAUCUUAUUGUUCUUAGUGAAAAAAUGGCAGAAAAAUAUUCAGUCGAUUUUAAUGAAGAAUUUAAACUUAAACACUGUGUUCGUCGGUCGCCAAAGAUAAUUGAUGAUAAUCCGCAGACUACUCAUGUCUUUACACAGACUGAAUAUUAUUCGAAGCAAUUUAGAGCGGUGUACGAUCUUCCAAUUAAUGAAUAUAGUGAUGUUAUUGCAAAUAUGACUGAAAGUGUUAAAUCAUCAGCUAAAUUAUCUCCACAGCUUAUUCACAAUGUUACUAUUGAUGAUCGUAAACAAAUAUAUGAUGCAUCUCUUAUUGAUGAUCCGACUCUUCUAUUCUCAGCAAUUGCUUUAUAUUCUACUGACAUAGAACAAUGUCAAUCUCUCUCUGAAGCUGCAGCUUCCAUCAAACAAAAGCAGUCACUUCCACGUCUCUUUCAAGCCUGUCGUUUUCUUCUCAGCUUCCCGGUUACUGUUGCUUCCAACGAACGUGGCUUUUCUGAACUUAAACUUGUGAAAAAUAGAUUAAGAUCAACAAUAGGAGAUUGA